Messenger RNA from Cotesia glomerata, 1070 nucleotides. Its product is annotated as protein grindelwald. The record is from RefSeq and is a predicted model, not a curated record. The coding region runs from base 251 to 985 and encodes 244 amino acids. The transcript is spliced from 4 exons. NCBI's taxonomy places the organism in Eukaryota, Metazoa, Arthropoda, Insecta, Hymenoptera, Braconidae.
ACCGGUUGGUAGGUUCAGCUCCGGGUUCUGGUCGACGCUCUUCGAUCGACAGUCGCACACAGGAAGUCAAUAUAUUCAGGUGAACGCUUUUAACAUGUCGAGUUACCUGUUUCGUACCUGGACUCUUUCGAUACCAUAUUAAAAAUGGAGUCGUCAGAUUCCAAGCGAAACAUCCAAGACAUGUUGCUGAGAAUAACCGAGGGAUUGACGUUCCAACGCUAAUGAGGAGAUAAAAAUAUUAUUAAAUAUAAUGACGCUGCUUAAUCUUUUUUUGGUCUUUAUUUUGGCGGUCGGGAUAUCGGAGGCGACGCUGGACCCCGUGGGGACCAAAUGCGGGGAAUAUAGAUGCUCAACUUCCGAGUACUGCAGUCGUUUCGACAGCCAGUGCAAGCCGUGCUCGUCUAUUUGUGAUUCUAAAUCUCAUAAUCGGCAGCUUGAUCUUUGUGUCACAGAUUGUCAAGAGUACCUGCACGACCAGAGAUACGUACUACGUGCAGAGCCGGGACGAGAUGAGAACUUAAGAGAUGUUCAACGGCUGGGAUCGCUGGUUAAAAUUUCCCUGGCGCUAACGCUGAUAACGAUCCUCGCGAUAAUAAUCUUCCUGAUACAAACAGUCGUUAAGUUCAAGAGGAUCCGUUCCGCACUGGAGAAGCUUUUCGGGAAAAAGUGGGCCAAGAACAAUAACAACAAAGUAAGAACCGACGUCGAGGCUGUUACCGUCGUCAAGCCAGCGUCCAACGCGGUGAUUUCGACCUUGCCGACGAUAAGUGCUGCAGUUUCCCCGCCGUCUUCGGCCUCCCAGGGCUCGGACAGUAAGUCUAAUUCUAACGGGUCUUCUACACCGGACACCACCAGCACUAAUGUAUCCAGAAAGUACGCGAGCGAGGAUACUACUCUAGAAUUCGCGUAUGACAACCCCGCGAUGACACCCUCCCCAGAAAAUCUUAAGGAUAAUUUUAAGUCCAAACAUGAAAGCUCAUUUUAAAUUUUUAGAAUUUAUAUUCAACUUUUUUACAUUCCAUUUUAUUACAUCGGUACUGUGAUUAAAUUUUUAUUAUUAAAUAAUGAAU